GAAGAAUGGAAUCCUUGGGAAGGAGAUGAAAAAUAUGAGCAACAACACAGACUUAAAACUAGCCUUCAAAUAUUAAAUAAAUCCACAAAAGGGAAAACAGACUUCCAUGUACAAAUCUGGGGCAAAGCUGCCAUUGGUUUAUAUCUCUGGGAGCACAUUUUUGAAGGCUUACUUGAUCCCACUGAUGUGACGGCUAAGUGGAGAGAAGGAAAUUCAGUUGUAGGAGAACACAUUACAGUUUCGUCACUGGUCCUGCUGUAGUCCCAGGGUACUUCUCUCCGUUGAUGUGAACAAUGUGGUACUUGUUUUAAAUGGAAGAAAAAAAACUAAGAUCUUGUAUGCCACCCAGUGGUUACUUUAUGCACAAAAUUUAGUGCAAACAAAAACUUCAGCAUCUUGCUGUUGUUUUGCUUGGAAAUGAACAUUGUAAUAAUGAAUGGAUAAACUGAUUCCUCAAAAGAAAUGGAGGCUUGGUGGAGCUGCUCUUCAUAAUGUAUGACAGCCCUUGGAUUAAUGAUGUGGAUGUUUUUCAGUGGCCUUUAGGACUAGCAACAUACAGGAAUUUUCCCGUGGUGGAAGCAAGUUGGUCAAUGUUGCAUAAUGAAAGGCCUUACUUAUGCAAUUUCUUAGGAACCGUUUAUGAAAAUUCCUCCAGACAAGCACUAAUGAACAUUUUGAAACAAGAUGGGAAUGAUAAGCUUUGUUGGGUUUCAGCAAGAGAACAGUGGCAGCCUCAGGAAACAAAUGAAAGCCUUAAGAAUGAUCAAGAUGCUUUGCUACAGAGUGAUCCCACAUUGUGCCCAGUGGGAGUAAACACGGGAUGUUAUAGGAUAUACGAGGCCUGCUCCCACGGCUCAGUUCCUGUGGUAGAAGGUGUAAUGCCAGCUGGCAGCUGUGGAAAUGCAUCUGCUUACCAUAAUGCUCCUCUGCAGUUACUCAAGUCCAUGGACGCGCCCUUUGUCUUUAUUAAGAACUGGAAGGAACUUCCUGCUGUUCUAGAAAAAGAGAAAACUAUAAUUUUACAAGAAAAGAUUCAAAGAAGAAAAAUGUUACUUCACUGGUACCAACAAUUCAAAAUAGAGCUAAAAAUGAGAUUUACUAAUACUUUAGAAAGUUCAUUUUUAAUCAACGAUAAAGGUUAAAUAUUAAUCAUCUUUUCAAGCUGAGCUUUCAUUUUUUAAAUCAUUUCAAAUACUGGGUGUGUAUAUGUGUUGUUGGGUAAUUAUUAAACUUAAAUUCUUUAAGUUACCCUUGGGGGCCCUGUUAUGUCUGUAGCAUUAAUAACCAAGUGCUUUCCUUAUUGGGCCACUCCUGAAAAUGAAGUUAAAAUGUUACUCAAAUUCACUUUUACAAAGUUGAAGGAUUCAACAUUUA
Messenger RNA from Manis javanica (Malayan pangolin), 1374 nucleotides. The record is from RefSeq and is a predicted model, not a curated record. Lineage: Eukaryota; Metazoa; Chordata; Mammalia; Pholidota; Manidae.